This is a messenger RNA of Drosophila nasuta, 4174 nucleotides long. RefSeq names its product Choline acetyltransferase (gene ChAT). The annotation marks the transcript as partial. Gene Ontology annotation, biological process: neuromuscular synaptic transmission; acetylcholine biosynthetic process. Lineage: Eukaryota; Metazoa; Arthropoda; Insecta; Diptera; Drosophilidae. The transcript is spliced from 10 exons. Gene Ontology annotation, cellular component: neuron projection; cytoplasm. Gene Ontology annotation, molecular function: choline O-acetyltransferase activity. The record is from RefSeq and is a predicted model, not a curated record.
UUGCUGCAUCCACUCAUAACGAACGUGGCGUCCAACGAAGGCAACAGCAGCGCCGCGGGCAGUGGCGCGGAGUCGGCCGCCCUGUUCUCCAAAUUGCGUAGCUUCUCCAUUGGCAGCGGGCCCAACUCGCCGCAGCGUGUUGUCUCCAAUUUGCGCGGGUUUCUUACCCACCGCCUCAGCAAUAUCACACCUAGCGAUACAGGAUGGCGAGACUCGAUUCUGUCGAUACCGAAGAAGUGGCUAUCCACGGCCGAGUCUGUAGACGAAUUUGGAUUCCCUGACACUCUACCAAAGGUACCUGUCCCACCGCUAGAGCAAACGAUGGCCGACUAUGUGCUGGCUCUGGAGCCCAUCACGACGCCAGCGCAGCUGGAGCGGACCAAGGGCAUCAUCAAGCAGUUCUCGGCGCCACAGGGGCUGGGACCGCGACUGCAUCAGUACCUGUUGGACAAGCGCGAAGCCGAGGAUAAUUGGGCCUACUAUUACUGGCUCAACGACAUGUACAUGAAUGUCCGCAUCCCCUUGCCGAUUAACUCGAAUCCUGGCAUGGUCUUUCCGCCCCGUCGCUUCCGCACCGUCCACGAUGUCGCCCACUUUGCAGCCCGUCUGCUCGAUGGCAUUGUCGCCCACAAGGAGAUGCUGGACAGCGGCGAGCUACCGCUGGAGCGCACCGCGUCUCGUGAGAAGAAUCAGCCGCUCUGCAUGGCCCAAUACUAUCGUCUACUGGGCUCCUGUCGUCGUCCGGGCGUGGAGCGUGACUCGCAGUACUUGACGCCCCGUGAGAAACCCAUUGACAGCGAUGAGGAUCGCCAUGUGGUCGUCAUCUGUCGCAACCAGAUGUAUUGCGUUGUGCUGCAGGCCAACGAUCGUGGCAAGCUGUCGGAGAGCGAGAUUGCUUCGCAGAUCCUUUACGUGCUCAGCGAUGCUCCCUGUCAGGCCGGCAAGCCGGCGCCCAUUGGACUUCUCACUGCAGAGCCGCGCACUCGUUGGGCUCAGGAUCGUGAGGCCCUGCAGCUGGAUGAACGCAAUCAACGCAAUCUGGAGCUGAUUGAGACGGCGCUGCUUGUGCUCUGUCUCGACGAGCCGCUGGGUGUAAAUUUCAAUGCACGCGGCUUCAGCGGUGCCACGCCCACUGUGCACACUGCCGGCGAACGCGACGAGACCAACAUGGCACACGAGAUGAUCCAUGGAGGCGGCAGCGAGUUCAACUCCGGCAAUCGCUGGUUCGACAAGACAAUGCAGCUCAUCAUCUGCACAGAUGGCACUUGGGGUCUUUGCUACGAGCACUCCACAUCCGAGGGCAUUGCUGUGGUGCAGUUGCUCGAGAAGAUCUACAAGAAGAUCUUGGAUCAUCCGGCCGAUGACAACGGCAUGCCACAGCAUCACUUGCCACCGCCCGAGCGCCUCGAGUGGCAUGUGAAUGCCCAGGUGCAGCAACGUUUCACUCAGGCGGCCAUCACAGUGGACAAGGCCAUCGAUAAUCUGGACUUUUAUGUGUAUCGCUACAAGGGAUAUGGCAAGAACUUUAUCAAAUCCUGCCAGGUCAGCCCGGAUGUCUACAUACAGCUGUCCCUGCAGCUGGCCCACUUCAAACUCUAUGGUCAUCUGGUGGCCACUUACGAGAGUGCUUCCACCAGGCGCUUCCUACACGGUCGCGUGGACUGCAUACGCGCUGCCAGCUCCGAGGCUUUGGAAUGGGCCAAGGCCAUGUGCCAGGGUGAAGGGGCGAAUGUGCCGCUGGAGAGCGAUCGCGAGGACGACGAGGAGGAUGCUCGCAAAGUCAAAUUUAGCAUUUAUAGCAAGGACCAUCUGCGGGAAUUAUUCCGCUGCGCUGUCGCCCGCCAGACUGAGGUGAUGGUGAAGAAUAUUCUGGGCAAUGGCAUCGAUAUACCGCUGUUGGGUUUGCGCGAAGCUAGCCUGGAGGUCACCGGCGAACUGCACGAACUCUUCACCGACGAAGCGUACAAGAUAUCGCAAUGCUUCCUGUUGUCCACCAGCCAGGUCGCCUGCUCGACGGAUAGCUUCAUGGGUUACGGUCCGGUAACGCCUCGUGGCUAUGGCUGCUCCUACAAUCCACACACGGAUCAGAUUGUAUUCUGCGUGUCGGCAUUCUAUGCAUGCGAGGAUACGAGCGCCUCGCGUUAUGCCAAAUCGCUGCAGGAUUCGCUGGACAUUAUGCGGGAUCUGUUGCAGGAUUAGAGAUGAUUGGAUUCCCAAUAUAACGAAACAUAUCAGUAAACGUACCUUAGCAACUGUUGAUCCUUGAAGAUCCCUGACUAUAUACGACGACUAAACGCGUUGUGUUUGUAAUGUAAAUGUAAACCGUAGUUAACUAGCGUCCACAUGACGUCAUCAGUUUAUUGGAAACUUUCGAGAGUUGUCAGCAAUCAUAUCAAACUAAAUGAGAUUGAUUGUUCGACUGAUGUCAAUCAUACCUAUACAUAAUCAUAUUUGAAAACGAAAAAUGAAAACUAUGCAACUCAUUUGCUUUAAUUCCCCUUCCCUUAACCAAUCGAAGAAAACUUGAACUAAACUAACUGAAUUAACUAACUACUUAGUAGAUGACAAAGAGCAACUCUAGUCAAUUAAAUGUUUUAGAUCAAUUUUAUGCGCAAAAACUGUUAGUGCUGUUAAUUGAAUGUGUUAAUUAUGCAAUAUUAUUAUUAGCCGUGUUAGAGAAGCUUAAGCCUGUUCAACAAGCAGUGUAACCAUCAAUUUGGCCGCCACUGUAGUGCAGCCGCUCAAAAGUAUGCAAUACUAUUUGUUCAAUGUUGUGUUUGAAUUUCCCUCACGAAAUAUACGAAAUGUUAUUACAAAUUUAAAAUAUAUACAUACAUGUAUGUAUAUUAUGCAAAUGCUUGUUACAACUAUCGUUCUGUUGCUGUUUAAUGGAAAAAACUGAUGAAAAUAAAAAAAUUACAAAAAUUAUAUUAUUGUUGAUGGCAAAGAUAUCACAAUGGCUUUUUAGAUGAAUAAAUGUUGAUGUUAAACUAAAUACAAAGAAAAGAAUAAUACUACACUAAAUUGGCAAAUCAUUGUACGUAUUAUAGACUUGAAAAGUAACAAUACAUAUCAAUAAAUUUAUAUACCCUUUACCGAAAAAAAUAAAAAGGUCGAAACAUAUCAAGCAGAACGAAUAUGAAUGAAUAUAUAUUUUACCUAUAUGUUUAUGAAUAUAUUGUACUAAUUGUCGAAAUGUUGUUUUGUAGUAAAGAAAUUACGAGUAUGUUAUACAUCUAUCUACAUAUAUAUUAAUAUAUAUAUAUAUAUAUACUUAUACAUAAAAGAGAACUUCUGAUAUAUGGAAAUGUUAAAGGAAAAAAGUGUCAUAGAGAAUAUUACUUAUGUACCACUUAUAUAAUUGAAUUUAACUAGUUGCUGUGUUCAUUGUUGCUAUAUAUGUACUGUAUUAAAUUCUUAUGUAUUCGUUAAACUGUUAAAUCUUCCCACAAUCCCAAAAAAAACUCCAACUAUGCUGUACAUUGUUUAGUUAAACUUGGUUCAACGUUAAUGCAUGCUAACAAUUGCAAAAACAGACAAGAAAAAUAAAUGAGAACAUUGCAUUGGAAAUCCCCUUGUUUCGCUAUCUUGACCUACGUAAUAUAUGUAUGUAUGUACAUACUCGUAUAUAUACUUCAUUCGUCAGUAUGUAUGCGACGUCUUAGUCAUAGAUACAUAUUUGGUUCCAAGAAUCCAAAUAGACGCAUAUCCAAUAUUAUAUUCAUUCAAACCGUCCACGAUAAGCGCCGAAAGAUAAACCCAACGAUAAUCUUUUCAAUUAAUUAAAAAAAGAAACAAGAAGACAAAUUCAUGGAAAUUGCGUUAGGCAUAAAAGUCACACGUUGACCACAUCGCCACAACAGUCAACGAAAAUCCAUCAACAUGAAAUUCUUCCAAUUGCUGCUGAGCCUCUUCCUGGCUAUCGUGCUCUGCACUAUGCCUUUGAUCAAGGCCCAGGAAAUUCCACCAAUUCCCACAGCGGCUCCAACACCACCCAACGGUGACGCCGGCGCACCAGCUGGACCGGAUGGACCCCCAGCUGCUCCAACUACCAUUGAGUCACCUCAAGUGAGCACAAUCUACCCCAACUAUGCUGGAAAGUAAAUCCCGAAUUCAAUUGAACUUUAAGUUUCAAUUGCCAACAAGAAUUUAAUAAAUUUGCAAAUCAAUUCCA